AUGUCCUCCAAUACAGAUCCAGCUCAGGCUGAAGCGAAAUCCCAGCCGGCCUCUACCCAGGAGCAAACCGAUGCCCACGCUACAGAGAGGACCGCGGAGCCCCAAGCUGGCUAUCGCUUCUGGCUGGCCUUUUGGUCCAUCGCAUUGACCAAUCUGGCCGCGGCUUUUGACGCUACCACUCUGUCCGUCGCCUUGCCAAAAAUCUCCAGUGAACUGGGCGGAUCGUCGACAGAAGCCUUCUGGGCCGGAACUUCCUAUCUACUGGCGACAACGGCUAUGAUGUUGAUAUGGGUUACCGUCAGCGACACGCUUGGCCGGCGUAUCGCUAUCCUGACCGCGCUUGUGGUGUUUGCAGCAGGGGCCAUCAUCUGCGCCGUAGCUUCCAACUGGACUACUAUGCUGGCUGGCCGCACUAUACAGGGGGUGGGCUGCGGAGGUGUCGUUGGCCUGACUGUGGUGCUGAUUACGGACCUGGUGCCGCUUCGCCGGCGAGGCAAGCUUUACGCCUUGAUCAGCGUAGUAUGGGCGGUAGGAGGACCGAUAGGGCCUAUUAUAGGUGGCGUGCUGAGCCAAAAAGGCGCCUGGCGAUGGAUCUUUUGGAUGAACCUGCCUAUCGUGGCCGUCGGUAUGGCGGGCAUUGCCGUCUUCUUGCGCCUGUCCCACCGCCAGCGUGCCAUUGGAGAGGCGUUGCGCUGCUUUGACUUUGCCGGCUCAGCCUUGUUCGUGGCAUCGGCGACGGCGCUGCUCAUGCCCAUCACCUGGGGCGGUACACAGUAUCCGUGGUCGAGCUGGCAGACGCUGGUGCCUCUACUACUAGGAAUCCUGGGCAUCGUCGCCUUUGGGUUUUACGAGAAAUGGUCCCAGUCGCGAUGGCCAAACAUCUCACAGCUGGUGCCGCUGAAUAUAUUCUCCAACUAUUCAGUGCUUCUUCUCUUUGCCUGUAGCACACUGCACGGCCUGGUACUAUAUAGCUUCGUCUACUACAUGCCCGAGUAUUUCCAGGGCGUCAAGCUCUACUCGCCCAUCGUUUCCGGCGUCGCAGCAUUGCCCCAAACGGUAACCAUUGUCCCCUGCGCUGCCUUUGUUGGUGUCGUAGUCGGACUCACGGGUCGGUACCGAUGGGCCGUUUGGGCAGGAUGGCUACUGGUAAGCGGCGGUUGCGGACUGCUGGUCCUGCUCGACGCUCAUACCAGCGUUGCUCAGUGGAUAUUUCUUCAAGCUGUCUCGGGUCUGGGCAUCGGGCUGCUGUUUCCCUCCAUUUCGUUGGCAGUCCAGGCUUCGGUUCCCGAGAGCUCCGUUAGCACGGCUGCUACUCUGGUUCUCUUCUUUCGAUCCAUGGGCCAGGCGCUGGGCGUUGCGAUUGGCAGCGCCAUUUUGGAAAAUCAGCUGCGACUACGCUGGGAGAAGAUACCGGGACACGAGUUGCAUGGCAGCGGAAGCAAGCCCGGAGAUAUCAUGGCACUGGUAUCGCUGCUGAAGCAGCUCCCGCGCGAUGACCCUUUUACUGUGCAUGCGCGAGAUGCACUGGCCGCGUCUUUCCAGGUCAUAUGGAUUGCUUCUUGUGCCAUUUCCGGUGUUUGCUUCCUGGCCAUGUUGCCUCUGAAAGAAUAUGACAUGAAUCGUGAGCACGCAAGCACGCAAAGAUUCCAGCAUGACACAGCGGAGCAGGUAAAAGAGUCCAAGCAAGACAAGCGCGUGAUGGCUGCGGCACAUUAA
Molecule: messenger RNA, 1716 nt
Organism: Beauveria bassiana ARSEF 2860
Lineage: Eukaryota; Fungi; Ascomycota; Sordariomycetes; Hypocreales; Cordycipitaceae
Product: MFS multidrug transporter, putative
Exons: 2
Coding region: 1-1716 (571 amino acids)
Biological process (GO): transmembrane transport
Molecular function (GO): transmembrane transporter activity
Source: RefSeq, a predicted model, not a curated record